Kuraishia capsulata CBS 1993 is the source of this 225-nucleotide messenger RNA. RefSeq lists its product as uncharacterized. Bases 1 to 225 code for a protein of 74 amino acids. The transcript has a single exon. Lineage: Eukaryota; Fungi; Ascomycota; Pichiomycetes; Pichiales; Pichiaceae. The record is from RefSeq and is a predicted model, not a curated record.
AUGCCCAUGACUAACCGAUCUAGACUGAAUAUCACUGGUUCCACUGAUGAGAGCGGUUAUGGCUCGUCUGUUUUAAAGUUUCUUCACUUCGGGGAAGGGCUAUACAAUUCACUACUGUCGUUUGCCAAAACCAGCAGUUAUUUUAAGAGGCCUUCGCUGAGAACGAGAGGAGACAUUAAGGAUCGGGUAAGAAACGAUGUCGGUGAUCUAAUCGACCGUGUUUAG